Messenger RNA from Cariama cristata (Red-legged seriema), 807 nucleotides. RefSeq lists its product as uncharacterized. The record is from RefSeq and is a predicted model, not a curated record. Bases 1 to 726 code for a protein of 241 amino acids. The transcript has 6 exons. NCBI's taxonomy places the organism in Eukaryota, Metazoa, Chordata, Aves, Cariamiformes, Cariamidae.
AUGCUGCGGCCCCGGCCGGGCAGCCUGGAGAGCUGCAGCAUCUCCGGGGCUCCUGCCAGCCGCUUCUGCCAGUCCCCGGCUUCCUCGCUGGGUUUGCAGCUGGAGGAACUCCAGCAGCUUAGCAAGCAAUAUAGCAAUAUCAAGCUCCUCCAACUGGAUGUGGUCUGUGAAAACAGCAUCAAGAAAGUAGUCAAGGAAGUGGAAGAAAUUGUGGGAGACAAAGGUUUGAACUGCCUCAUUAACAAUGCUGGCAUCAAUGUGCUUGCUUCCUUGGAAGAAGUCACAGCAGAGACAAUGCUCACCAUUUAUGAAACCAAUACAGUUGCCCAGCUGAUGGUCACCAAGGCUUUUCUACCCCUUCUGAGGAAGGCAGCCCAGCUGAGCACAGGAAUGGGCUGCCAUAGAGCUGCUAUUAUCAAUAUGUCCUCUCUUGCUGCCUCCAUGCAACUCGUCCAGGCAAAUGAGAUGUUCCUCAAGGUCUAUCCCUACAGGAUAGCAAAGACUGCACUGAAUAUGAUCACCAGGUGUCUUGCUGCAGACUUGAAAUCGGAUGGAAUUCUCUGUAUUUCUUUGCAUCCAGGCUGGCUUCAGACAGACAUGGGCGGAAACAUGGCUCCCAUGCAGGUGCAAGAGGCUAUCCCAGGUAUUCUCUCUGUUCUGGACCGUCUUGGUGAAAAAGAAAAUGGUUCCUUCCUGGACUGGCAAGGAGAAACCCUGCCAUGGUAGGAGGGCACAGUAUACUACAGGAAUAGCACGUCAGUCACUAUUGAACUUGCGCCACUAAUGUCUGUCUCUAGGGUUUUCUUA